ACAGAAAUGUGAUGCCCUCAUGGCUGGUUACUACAUCCGCAAGUACGAGGACAACGACUACGAGGCAGCACGUGCCAUAUUCUCUGAUGGAAUCCGACAUUUUGCUCUUGUUGGUGCCCGGCAUGCUCUUAGCUGCCCCCAGACCCACCUCCUGCUGCUGGGCGCCUUCCUCUUGGCCUACGUGGCUUCUGCGUCUGUCCUGUUCUCCCUCGGGGUCGUGUCUGCCCUCUUGGUUCUGGCUGGAACCGUACAAGCCAUCUGGCUCGAUUACGUCCAAGAUGCGCUUCGAGAAGACAUGCGGGACAUCCGGGGGACCUACCUGGAGCGCAAGGACUGCUGCUUCUGGGUGGUGGAGCAUGGCGAGGAAGUGGUAGGGACCGUGGCCGUCACCCACCCGGAAGAGCCUUCGUGGCGGGGCAGAGCGCUGGAGCUGAAGCGCAUGUCCGUGAAGAAGGAGCACCGCGGCCGGGGGAUCUCCAAGGCGCUCACUUGGACCGUCAUCCGCUUCGCCCAGGAGCGUGGCUAUAAGGAAGUCGUCUUGGGCACCUCCAUGGUGCAACACGUGGCUCAGCGGUUGUACGAGAGCAUGGGCUUCCGCCGAGUCCAGGUGCUCUCCCCUUCCCUCCUGUUUAAGCUAUUGCAGUUUUACUUUUACAUUUACAGCUAUGAGAUCCCAGAGUCUCACUGAUGCACACUUUACUCCGGAAGGUGGCCCUGGAGAACAGGGGGCGGCUUCUUUCCUGAUGGGAAGGAUUUUUGUGGGGUUGCAACCCUACAGGGCCCCAGUAUGUUCAUGGAUUCUCCACCCCUGCCUCUCGCCCACGAGGCAGCUGCUGUGAAAAGAUAACUGACUCAGUUGAGCUUUCCUUGGGUUGGAUUCCCAACUUCAGUAGGGUCUGAUUAAAAUAGUGUUCAUUGGAUAUCGGAUGGUGUUUAGAUGUUCCAGGACAGAGAGAACGGGCAGAUGAGAAUGGGAGCCUUCCUGUUCGAUGGCAUGGUGAGAUCAUCGUCCAAGCCUGGAGCCAGGUCCUUGAGUCUAGAUUUUUGUGGGCAUAAGGACCACGUUGCCCUCCUCAUAUAGGAGCCAGCUUUUUCUGAACUAGGGAUAAGUUUGGUCAACCUGCAGGUUUCAUAUCUGGAAGCAGGAGAGAAGCAGCCUCUUCCUUUGGCAAAAUGCUCCAUUAAAAAUGCACAUAUAAAGAAUUACUUACUAAAGAAUAUAAAAGAGCCCACUUGGCCUGAAAAGUCUACGCUUUUCUCCGC
Messenger RNA from Pogona vitticeps (central bearded dragon), 1263 nucleotides. NCBI's taxonomy places the organism in Eukaryota, Metazoa, Chordata, Lepidosauria, Squamata, Agamidae. The record is from RefSeq and is a predicted model, not a curated record.